AUGUCCGUUCGAAUUUAUUAUCAGCAAGGUGGCGAGCAGAGGGACUGGGAUAUGGCCAGGGUCCACGACGGCGUAAAUAUACUGAUUUUCAAUACUAGUAGGAAAAAACUUGUGUUCGUCAGGCAAUUCCGUCCAACGCAUUUCUAUACGACUCUUUCGGAAACAGGCCUGACCUUGGAAAACUGCACUGGCAUCAUGGACAAGGAUAAGUCUUUAGUCGAGAUUGCAAGAGACGAACUCAAGGAAGAAUGCGGUUACGAAGCACCGGCAGAGACCAUUAAACUUAUUAAUACUUUUGGAUGUGUUAAUGUUAUGGUUCCGCAU
Megalopta genalis is the source of this 324-nucleotide messenger RNA. The record is from RefSeq and is a predicted model, not a curated record. Lineage: Eukaryota; Metazoa; Arthropoda; Insecta; Hymenoptera; Halictidae.